AUGCGCAAAAACGGCUUUGAGGCUCCCCUGGAGCCUCUGCAGGUGCUGACAUGGGUGCUGUUGCUUCUCAUCGUGGGAGGCUUUUAUUCCUUCAUCGUCCCGGCACUUGCACGAGUGUGGGCGAUUGUCGCUGGCCUGGUGUACGGGGUGUUGGCCUCAUCAACAGUCCUUGCCGGCAUAUUAGCCUGCUUGAAGGACCCGAUUGACCCUAACGUCCGCCGCUUCCACCAGGGCGAAACUGCGGCGGGGUCGGCGGCCGACAAGACUUUCUGCUUCCUUUGCCAGCUGCACGUGAACAAAGGAAGCCGCCAUUGUCGCUAUUGCGACAAAUGCGUAGAUAGAUUCGACCACCAUUGCAAAUGGCUUAACAAUUGCGUGGGCCGCAGCAACUAUAGGUAUUUCGUUACUCUUUUGGUAUCGACGUUUUUCAUGACCUCGAUCCAGCUGGGAAUAUCAGCAUGGUUUGCCAUCAUGUAUCACUCGGACAACGCGGCAUUCAGCGACAGAGUCGAGGGCAGAUACGCACGAUUAGGAGGGACAGGACAUAUUGUGCUGGUGUAUGCGUUUGCUGUAUUGGUUUUACCUUUCCUCGGGCUUUUGGCGCAGCUGCUGGGAUUCCACAUCAUGCUGAUCUCGCGAAAUUUGACAACGUACGACUACAUCGUACAAGAGCAACGGAAAGAGCGGGAACGGAAAGAGCGAAGAAGAAUAUUGGACAAGGAUAAGUCGGGUGCGCGCCAUCCAUUGGCGUGCUGCGUAUCCGGUGAACGGGGGGGAGUGGACGCCGCUCCUGCGAAGUCGGGGCAGGCAUUGGUGCCAUGACUUCCAGUUGUAAAAAACAUGAUGCGCCAAACGACAGCGUACAUUCUGUUCUCUUUGAGUUCACCAAACUCUUGUUGCGUCUCUUUAGCUGUGAAGAUCUCUUUGCACGUCUUGUAAUGUUCUCAAAGCAUUCCAUGCUCCCAGAUUAGUGUAGGAUAGUGUAGGCUAGAAUU
Molecule: messenger RNA, 995 nt
Organism: Ectocarpus siliculosus
Lineage: Eukaryota; Phaeophyceae; Ectocarpales; Ectocarpaceae
Source: the annotation of a GenBank genome assembly